Molecule: messenger RNA, 1244 nt
Organism: Setaria italica (foxtail millet)
Lineage: Eukaryota; Viridiplantae; Streptophyta; Magnoliopsida; Poales; Poaceae
Product: fasciclin-like arabinogalactan protein 11
Exons: 1
Coding region: 106-942 (278 amino acids)
Source: RefSeq, a predicted model, not a curated record
AGGCCUCCCUGCCACACUGAUCGAGCUCCACUGCAUUGCUUGCGAUCGCGUCGCGUCGGGUGCACACUGCACUUAGGCAGUCGCUAGCUAGCGGUAGCGAUCACCAUGCAGGCCAUGCGGAGGCUCGUGCGCGUGCUCGUGGUGCUCGGCGUGGCCGCCGCCACGGCGUCGGCGCAGCAGGGCCCCACGGCGGCGCCGGCGACGCCCACGCCCACGACGCCAGCGACCCCAGCGGCACCGGCCACGCCGACGCCGGCGACCCCAGCGGCGCCGGCGCCGGUGGCCGGGACGACCAACAUCACCAGCAUUCUUGCCAAGGGCGGGCAGUUCAACACCUUCAUCCGGCUGCUCAAGUCCACGGGCAUGGCGUCGCAGAUCGACAACCAGCUCCAGAACAACGGCAACGGGCUGACGGUGUUCGCGCCCACGGACAACGCCUUCACCUCCCUCCCCUCCGGCACGCUCAACUCCCUCUCCGACCAGGAGAAGAACGCGCUGGUCCAGUACCACGUCGUCUCCACCGCCAUCCCCAAGUCCCAGUUCGACACCGUCAGCAACCCGCUCCGGACGCAGGCCGGCAGCGCCUCGCCGGGGGAGUACCCGCUCAACAUCACCUCCGAUGGCAACCAGCAGGCGAACAUCUCCACGGGGGUCGUCAACGCCACGGUCGACAACGACCUCUACUCCGGCGACAACCUCGUCGUCUACCAGGUCAACAAGGUGCUGCUGCCGGCGAAGCUCUUCGGCCCGGCCGUGGCCCCCGCGCCCGCGCCGCUCGCGCCGGCCAAGAAGAAGGGCAAGACGCCGGCAUCGGUUGCGGACUCGCCCGAGGCGGCCGAGGCGUCACCGGACGCGACCGCGUCGCUCGCCGCGGCGAGGGUGACGAGGGGUGGCCUCGCGGCGGCUCUUCUUGCGCUGGCCGGCGUGUGGUGGGGGCUGUAGUGACGGGCUGACGGCGACGAGAGUGUGAGGUCUCCAUGACGUCAUCCAUGCCAUCUUUUUGUAUACUUUUUUUUUGUUUGCAGGUCUUGUCGGUCUUUUCGUUUCGCUUUUACUUUGGCCAUUUUUUGGAUGAAUUGUUUCUUCCUUGCCAUUGCAAUUGCUAGGAGUAUUGUCGUGUAAUGUUGUCGUUCCAUUUUUAUGUAAUUCUACUAAAUAACAAAUAUGAGUUGUGUAUAUUUCAGUACCCCGUUGUAUUUAAUUAUCUUAUCAGGGUUUUAUUCAGAAACGUGAAAACACUAGUU